Lytechinus variegatus (green sea urchin) is the source of this 5880-nucleotide messenger RNA. RefSeq names its product protein phosphatase 1B-like. Gene Ontology annotation, cellular component: nucleus; cytosol. Bases 407 to 1540 code for a protein of 377 amino acids. Lineage: Eukaryota; Metazoa; Echinodermata; Echinoidea; Temnopleuroida; Toxopneustidae. Gene Ontology annotation, molecular function: protein serine/threonine phosphatase activity; magnesium ion binding; manganese ion binding. Gene Ontology annotation, biological process: protein dephosphorylation. The transcript has 6 exons. The record is from RefSeq and is a predicted model, not a curated record.
CUCGAAUGAGAAAUGAUGUCAUUUAUCACGUGAUUGUAAACGCCAAUCAAAGUUCAAGCAACGCUUAUCCGGUAAUGGCAACCUUCACAAAACCAAGGAAUUGGUAGUCAGUCCCAUGUUGAUGUGAGACAUCUAGUGGGCUGUUCAUUGAGUGAUCUCAUCACAGCAACGGUAUGAGUCGUAAGCGCCUUGUGAGAUGAGUAACAGAUCAAGAACACAACACUAAAAUGACCACAGGAAAUACAUCACCUGACAUUUGAAGGUACCUGGUUUAUGUCCUCUUGAUAACGAACCACUUUCAUGUCUGGCUACUGUGAUGACAAACUUACUGCAACAGAAGGAUUUUUCUUAUAGUAAAUAUACAGUGUAACGUUGUCGGUGGAGUUCACGGAGGACAUUUACAAUCAUGGGGGCUUUUCUAGAGAAGCCAAAUACGGAGAAAGAAUUUUUUGAGGGGUCUGGGAAUGGACUACGAUUUGGCCUUAGUAGCAUGCAAGGCUGGAGGGUAGAGAUGGAAGAUGCCCAUUCAGCGGUCACUGGUUUACCACAUGGACUUGAAGAUUGGUCCUUCUUUGCAGUGUUUGAUGGUCAUGCCGGCUCAAAGGUUGCCAAGCAUUGCUCGGAGCAUAUGCUCCAUGAAAUCACUUCCAAUCCUGAGUUUUUAGGAUCACCAAAGAUAGAUGGUAAAUUGAAUCCCUCUACGGAUGCAGUUAAAGAGGGCAUUAGGACUGGAUUUCUGUCAAUAGACUCAAAGAUGAGAGACGACAUUGCAAUGACAGAAGAUAGAAGUGGGUCAACUGCUGUUGGAGUUAUUAUAUCGCCAAAGCAUUUAUUUUUUGCCAACUGUGGGGAUUCAAGGUCGGUCCUGUCUAGAAAAGGGCAGGAUAAACCAGCGUUCAGCACAGAAGACCACAAACCAGGGAAACCCAAUGAAUUGAAAAGAAUAGAAAAAGCAGGCGGAAGUGUAAUGAUUGAGCGUGUGAAUGGCUCUUUGGCAGUUUCAAGAGCCCUGGGUGAUUACGACUACAAGAAUAAUCCAAAAAUCCCACCUACAGAACAGCUUGUCUCAGCAGAGCCUGAAGUAACAGUUAUUGAAAGGACAGAUGAAGAGGAGUUCAUUGUUUUGGCAUGUGAUGGAAUAUGGGAUGUGAUGUCAAAUGAAGAACUCUGCCAGUUUAUACGUUCAAGAUUAGCUAUUACAGACCAUUUGGCAGAGAUAUGCAAUCAAGUCAUCGAGACCUGUUUACAGAAGGGAAGUCGUGAUAACAUGAGCAUUGUGAUCGUGACAUUUCAGAAUGCUCCUGAAGUAUCACAGGAUGCCCUCACAAAAGAAAGGGAACUUGAUGCGCUACUUGAAGAGAAAAUCAAAGAGGUAAAGGAAAACUUUGGAGACCAGACCCAGCUGGACCUCGUGAUGCAUGUGCUGGGAAUGGCAGAUAUACCAGGUCUCCCCCCAGGCGGAGGUCUCUCAGCAAAGAAAGGAACCAUCGAAGAGAUUCUGAGCAGGUUAAUAGACAGGAAACAAGACGAGAGGCACUGAUGUUAUUCUCUAUUUGGGCUCAAGGUUACCCCCAGACUUCUGCCUGUUUUCCCUCUGCUUCACCCUAAUAAUUCUAUAUACCACUCCCUCUCUUGCACCCUUCUGCCUAUCAAUGCAUCAGGACUCGUCAGAUGAAAAGUGGUAGCUGUGUCCAUGGCAACUGUAAUCAAGACAUCUUGCCCAAUGCACUCUUGUGGUAACCAUGUACGAUGCAUAGACUGUUUGGAAGACAACCACGAGUUAGCUGGUCAAAUCCUACCAAGUUCUGGAGCUACAUUGCCAUUCGAGAUGUUUUUAUAGAAAUAGGAAUCUUUUUUUGGGACAAGAAAAGUGAUGUUAGUUUCAUUCUUGAAUGGAAACACUUUAGUGUAAUGUCUUCAAAUAUUCUAGAGUUAAUGAAAUAUUGAAGGGACUUGCUCAUAUACAGAUUUCCUGGUGAUCUGUGAUAUACAGAUAAAAAUUAAUUGUAAUUGAAUUUGAUUAUUCACUUCUUAAUUAUCUGUUAUAUGAAUUUCAUAAUUAUGACAAUAAUAGAUUUGAGACCAGUUGUUGAUUAAAAUUAGUGAUGUAUAUGUUUUAAAACUAUUACUAAAUGACAGUAACCAUCUUAAUGGUUAGAAAAAAUAUGCGUGUGUAGUAAUAUCUAUGUAAGGGUUAAUGUUCAUUUAAUUGCAAAGAAAAGUUUGAUAUCAAGAUGCAGUUUCCAAUGCAAUCCAGACAGUUGAUAUAGCGCCUUUAAUAUCUUAGAAAGAAAAUUGAAGAAAAUUGACAUUUAAGUAUGAUAAAUGACCAAUGGUUCCUUACAUAAUACAUACUAUAACAGAUACGACGAAGUGUAGGAUAAUAUUGUGAUGUUAACCGUUGGACAGUAGCAUGGUGUAUUAUGCGUGCAUUGUCAUACUGUAUAAUUGAAUGGCAGUCGGCUUUUAUCCUUUCAUCUAAUAGUUGAUUAGCUCUCAGUUUGUCUUGCGAGUAUUCUCCAGACUUUAAGCAAUACAAUUAUUUAAAAGCAUGUAAUAAUUAAUUGCCUGAUUGGCUAUGUGUAUGUAACAAAUUUAAUGAAUAGAUAUAUUUAUUAGCUUGGGCUCUUUAUAUUACCCAAAAUUAUUUUUAAAUUUAGGCUUUCACUUGUUUUAGCACAGAUAGAAUGGUACUAUGGUGUUUUAUUUUUCUUCAUUAGAAGUUAGUGUUUUUGAGAUAAAUUAUUCUUCAUUUAUUUGAGUUGACAAUUAAUACACUAAGUUCAGCUUUUAUGCACAAUCAGCUUGUAUAAAUUAGGAUGUUUUGUACUGUUAUAUAUAUAACUACUUCAUGUACAUUGAGCAUAUAUUUUAAAACAACACUGAUCUCAUACUCCAAGGCAGUGAUCUAUGCAUGAAGAGGGCAUUGCUGGGCAAAUGGUAUCGUUUGUUUCCUUGCAUUUAUACUCCAGUUCAGAAAAAACAACCAAUUAAAAGCUAUUAUUUUCAAGUUGAAAAAAAAAAGAUAUUGUGAAACUGUUUGACUCAUUGUCACAUCUGGGCCCCGUCUUACAAAGAGUUACGAUGAUCUAAUCAAUCGUAACUACAUGUAUGUUAAUCCAUCAGUGUCAUAAAUUUUUCUACAGGAAAUGUGCAAAAUGUCCUUUGUAAACAAGAAAGAACACACCGAACUGUCAAGAAAUCAAUGAACUUAUGGAUAUACAUUCAUAUCUAGAACAAAUUUUGAGCAAACAUGCAUUUUAUAUUUUGCCUUUGCAAGUAUUUGUAAGACAGGCCCCAGAAAUGGGCAAGUCUUGGCCAAGAAAGCCAUAUCAACUGCAUUCUACAGACAUCAUUAAUGUACAAGUCACAGACAUUAGACUCCGAACAGUUCUGUGAAUAAAUAAUGUGCUGAAUUACACGUACUUGUUAUUUUGCAGUUUCAAACUGUUAAUUAUAAGGCUUGUCCAUUAAUUAUCUACUUUUAAACAUAGAGAACAUUACUAUGUGUACGAACACUCAGGCAUGUAAAGUUGGUUUCAGUUUCAUUGUUGUGCACCACUUGAGAAAAUGAUUUAGUUUUUACAGACCCAAUAUGUAUACAUGUGCUCAUGUGUUUUUUACAUUGUUAAUGUGCAAAUCUCCGAUAAGGUAUAGAUUUGUAGAGUCACAGGUCAAUGUUACUGUAAUGAAUACAAAUUAUUGAAUACUCGAGUCUGGUAACUAUUCAGAUUAAUGUUUAAUGGAAUGUACACGACAUUUAAUUUCAAUUAUUUUUUUUCUUCAUAUAAUUUGAAUUGUUAGGUAUGGUAUAGGGCCCCCUUUCUUUGUGAAUUAUUAUUAUCAGGUUGGUUGUAUGGUACUUAAAAUUGUAUAUAGAGUAUUUACAUGUGUUAUGAUUUAUUUUUAAAAGCUUGUUUUGUUUAUUUCAUUUUCAAAAUGCUAAAUGAAACUUUUGUUUUGUAGUUAGUUGAUUUGCUUAUGUCAUGCGCACAGGUUGGUUAAUGAGAUUUUCCUUUGCAAUUGCAUUCAUUCAUUCUUUGAGGAGAGAACUCACUUUAGAAAAAAAAUAUCACCUGCAAAGAUCAUUCUUGGUAAUAUGAAAUGUGUCCUUAUGAUCGAGACUGAGAAAUAUAUAUAUAUAUGUGUGUAAUAUAAUUGAAUGGAUAUUCUAUUUUCUAUCUUGUUCAUUCAGUAAUCAUUUACAACCUUGCCAAAUACCUCGAUACAGGGAGCAAGUGUUUUCUUUAGCUUCAUUAUAUUCAAUGAUGGAUCUGAAAGUAGCUUCUGCUCUUAAUCUCUUUCUAUUGUUAUCUCAAUCACACAGGUGAUGAUGCAAUCACAUUAUUGCUGAAAUAAAUUAACACCAAACUUCUCAUUAGAUAAUGGGCUUCCUGGCUUGACUCGAAUAACACCUUGUUUCUUUUCAAAUGAUCAUAUGAAAAAGAAUUGUGCUUUUCCACUCUGACAUGUUCCAGGAUUAUAUCCAGCUUAUCUUCUCUUUGAAAUAUUAACAGAAUCGAACAAGCUCAUUUUGGAAGGCUGGCUGUCAUUGGCUGAAGCAUAAAAUGCAUUUCUUUUUGUAUUCGCUUGCUCUUCUGAAUGUAUCUGUGAAAAGACAUGGAGGAAUAGUUGUGCACAUUCUGAUCUGUAACUAAAGCUAUGUUAAAGGGAUGUUCUUAUUUUAUUGAUUUAUCAAUUGCAGUUACCGGUACUCUUAAUUCACAAUUCCUAAAAAAAAUUAAAAAGACAAAAAAAUUCUUAAUAAAAUGUAAUGUAUCCUGUGAACCCAUGAGCAAGUUCUUGCCCAUGCUGAUUUGCAUAUAAAGACUGAUCACAAAAAUUGCUUUUUUGUGUAUAACCACUCAAAUAUCUUUUCACCAAACCGUUCAUAAUGAAACCAUCAUCCGGGUUUGAAUAGCUAUUUUCAGAAAUAUUUGAGGUUCUUAGUCUUGAUUUUUGUAUAUUUCUUUCCUCAUUUGUGCAUUUUUAAAUAGUGUUUUUGUUUGUUUUUAGUGUGGACAGAUGAAUAAAACAGCAAACUUGUAUGCAAUUUGCUGGCCAGUUGCUAAUCGUUAAUGGCAGGAGCAAUAUAGUAGGGAUUCUCAGCUAGAAAGAUAAUCUCAGAAUGUGUGUGUGUUACCAAGAUACAUCCUUAUCAUGUCUUUUGAAGUUAACGUCAUGAUAACGAUGAAAACUUGUAUUUCAUUUUAGUUGAAGUGCUGUGUUUGUUAGUGUAUUUUUAUAAGAAAAUUUAUCUCUUUUUUUUUUCAAAAUGGUUCCAUUUUUUUUCAGAUUAGCAUGGUUCAUUUGUGCAAGGAUUGAUAGACAUUGUAAAGUCAUUUGAAUCUUUUUUGUAGAAAUGAGUGAAGAUAUUGUAUAUAUUUAUGUAUAGUAAACAACAUCUGUGUACAUGUAUAACUUACAGAAAUAAAAAGUAUGCAUGUGAGAGAUGUAACGGGAACUACAAAUUGAUGUCUACUUUCAAUUUCAAAUGUUAAACAACAAAAUGCUGUACUUGUCAAAUAGGUAUGUAUGCAACAAAACACUGGAUCUAUAUGAAUGCUUAUUUAUAUUCCAAAUUUUCAGAGGUGUAUGUACAAAAUUAUGGCUGUAUCUAUAUAAGGUGAUAAAUUAAUGUGAAAUGGAGAAAGAGAUAAAACGGAUAAUUAUUGUUCAAACUGUGGAUUCCUUCCCUAAUGUAUAAAGCAAUGUUAUUGAUAUGUAGACUAUCUGGGAAUAGCACUGUAAAAGAAAUGAACCUAAAAUUCAAAGAAAAAAGAAAUCUUGACAUAUUAUACCAGUCAAUUCUGCGAAUGAUACUGUAUCUGUAAUGGCAAAUGAAUUUAAUAAAUACACUACUUAUGUUGAUGAAAUGCA